Messenger RNA from Cladocopium goreaui, 570 nucleotides. The record is from the annotation of a GenBank genome assembly. Lineage: Eukaryota; Dinophyceae; Suessiales; Symbiodiniaceae.
AUGGAUCGCGACCGGCGCGAUCGCGAUCGGUAUCGCGACUCCACUCGUUCCGCCUGGUACCCAGACCGACGGAACGACAGUCGCGAGCCCCGCAGACGGAACGACAGCCGCGAGCGUCGCCGGAACGACAGCCGCGAGCGACGGAAUGACCGCGACAGAAAUGUUCAUUGCCUGAGUGUGGAAUGGUCGGUGUCGGUUGCCAGCCCCAUGACCCAAGUCCCCAAGUCCUCGGUGAUGCCAAUAGGUCCCGGAGUCCUCGCCGCAGCCCGCGCCGGAGUCCUCGUAGAAGUCCUCGAAGAGAUGAUAGAUGGAAGGAAGCGCCGGGGGACUCAAGGAGGAUCCCCUGAAGUAGGUUCGCUGGUGAUCCAAGGGCCUCUGCGGACGAUCCGCGACACCUCCGAACAGGACCUGGUGAAGAUGGAAGCCGCAUGGAUGAGCGAUGGCCUUCAGGGUGUUGGGGUCCUCAAAAAGCCUGGGCCCAGAAAGGGGCCACCCUUGUGGGUCGAGGUGCAAAAGCUACAACCUGAGCUCUUCCGCAUUCGUGAGCCGCGAGUGCCCAACCGUCGGUGA